AUGUCUGACAAAAGGAUGUCCAUGAGUCGAAAAUACCAUUUGAAAAGUUUGAUGCUCCAAGUUGCAAAGGAUUUGCUUGAUGCUGAGGUAACUGAAAAGAAAGAGGAGAGAGAGAAGUACAUGGAGGAGAGCUGCCCACCUCUUGUUUUGCCACAUACCAAAGAGGAACUACAGGAACUAUGCAGAGAGUUACAUGCCAAAAUUGAUGUGAUUGAUGAGGAGAGAUACGUGUUGGAGCACAAAGUUAACAUGGUUGUAAAUGAGGUUAAAGACCUAAACAUAAAAAUUGUGGACUUGAGGGGCAAGUUCAAGAAGCCACCUUUAAAGAAAGUGCGUAUGUCUGCAGAUGCUAUGCUUCAGGCUCUGCUGGGCUCCAAGCACAAAGUGUCCAUGGAUCUCAGAGCCAACCUGAAGCAAGUGAAAAAGGAGGUCAAAGAGGAAGAUAAGGAAUUACGUGAUGUUGGUGACUGGCGUAAGAACAUUGAGGACAAGGCUGGCAUGGGUGGCAGGAAGAAGAUGUUUGAGUCUGAGGCUUGA
Molecule: messenger RNA, 537 nt
Organism: Chanos chanos (milkfish)
Lineage: Eukaryota; Metazoa; Chordata; Actinopteri; Gonorynchiformes; Chanidae
Product: troponin I, fast skeletal muscle-like
Exons: 6
Coding region: 1-537 (178 amino acids)
Biological process (GO): skeletal muscle contraction; cardiac muscle contraction
Cellular component (GO): troponin complex
Source: RefSeq, a predicted model, not a curated record